CGUUGCCCACGCGACGUACAGUUUAUUAAUCAGGAUCAGACGACUUUGAUCGGACUACCGGAACUCUGAUUUAUUUAAUUGAAUUUAAAUUUUUAAAAUAAGUUAGCAUUAUUGAAAGUUCAACUAAAAAUGGCCAGUAAUUAUAAAGAAAUAACACAUUGUAUUUUUGACAUGGAUGGACUCCUCCUUGAUUCAGAAAGUGUAUACAAGCAAAUAUAUCAAGCAAUAGUAUCUAAACAUGGAUAUACCUAUGGAGGUGAUUUGGCCUAUCAAGUUCUCGGAAGACCGGAAGUUGUAGGGGCAGAACUUAUAAUAAAUCAUUACAAGUUACCCAUAACUAUUAUUGAAUUUCAAGAUAUUUAUCAUCGAUUACAGCGAGAACUUUUCGUAGAUGUUAAUAUGAUGCCAGGUGCAGUGAGACUUUUGCAGCAUUUAAAAGAAAAUAAUAUUCCAAUUGCACUGGCAACAAGUUCAAGCAAGGACAGUUUUGAACUAAAAACAAAAAAAUUAAUGGACGUUUUCAAUCUGUUUCAUCAUAGAGUUCUAGGUGGUUCUGAUCCUGAUGUAAAAAAGGGAAAACCUAAUCCCGAUAUAUUUUUGGUUGCGGCUGAUCGAUUUCCCGAUAAGCCAGAUCCUUCAAAGUGUCUUGUCUUUGAAGACGCUCCUAAUGGAGUUGAAGCAGGAAUUUCUGCAGGAAUGCAAGUUGUUAUGGUGCCAGAUCCAAAUUUACCAAAGAAAUUCACCGAAAAAGCAACAUUGGUAAUAAACUGUCUCGAUGAAUUCAAACCUGAAGAAUUUGGUCUACCAGCUUUUAAAAAUUAGAGCAAAUUUUUUCUUAAAAACUAUUAAAAAGAAAAUAAUUAGACAAAAUUGUAAUACAUUGUCACUUAAAUUUUAAAAAUUACCAAAAAAAUAAUUAUGUUUAUUUUGUAAU
Molecule: messenger RNA, 934 nt
Organism: Leptopilina heterotoma
Lineage: Eukaryota; Metazoa; Arthropoda; Insecta; Hymenoptera; Figitidae
Product: pseudouridine-5'-phosphatase
Exons: 4
Coding region: 130-822 (230 amino acids)
Molecular function (GO): phosphatase activity
Source: RefSeq, a predicted model, not a curated record